UAUCUCGUAUACAUAACUACACCAGUUACCUCCUUAUAACUCAUACGGGUUUAACGUUUCUUUUUUAACAACAACAACGAAGUGAAGUGGUGAGAGCUGCUGCUUUAAAAUGAAGGAAGUUGUACAGGACGUGAGAACAUUCAUCACAUGGUGGGCCAUGGUACAGGAAAAGCCAAGCUUACUGUCCAAGGCCAAGCUGAAGCUGGGGUCAUGGAGGCUACAAGAUCAGCAUUUUAAGGUAGGAGUGUGGGAAGCAGUGGCAGGUCUGGCCUUCCACACACAACCUGAGUUAGCACAUAUUACCCUGACGGAGGAUCACCCGUGGAACCUUCCUGGUCUCCUGCCGGUGCUCCAGACGCUGGAGAAGGGUAAGUGUAAGGUGGUGGCCGAGUGGCGUAGAGAUUGGCAGCUGGGGGAGGAUGGCAGCGUGACACCUGGCAUGGCUGCCCUACUCAAGUGUUCUAGACCUUCUACAAUAUCACUUAGCCUCCCUGAUGACCAGCCCUCCACGUCCCUCCCAGCGCUGCCUUCUAUCACCGCCUCUCUCGCCAGAACCUCUUGCUCCCUUAUCCUUAUGUUGGAGGGAGAUUAUGUGGCUAGCAACGACACCUGCACCUCUGACUACCUCCUCCUGCCUUUCCUGGAGGCUUUCGCUCGCGUUAGGCUGCGAUAUUUAGCCUGUCACUUGGGCAUUGAGGCCGCUACUAAAUUUUUCCAAGAGGAGGCCCACAAUGAUAGCUCAGAGGAGGACUUCCCUGGUGUGAGGCACCGGCCCUUCUACCAUGCCACAGCAUCCAUACGGUACCUGGAGAUGCUCAAAGUGAGGAUCUCCUCGUUAGAGGUACUCGUGGCCCUCAACAGAGCCUUACCUCACUUGGAACUCCUUGAUGACUUAGAAGUGUACCUUACCCUUCAGGGCUUUGUCUCAUCCGACGAUGUCCCACAACUCUCCUAUUCUAAGGAUCGUCUGACACUUAGACUGGAUAGGAUUACUGACAGUUGGGCGGAGUGGGCGGGCAAGGUGACAGCCGCCCUCAGCCGUCAGUAUGCUCAGGUGUGGCUUAGCUGGUGCCACAUGACGCCCGUGGGUGGGGCAGCUUUCCUGAAUCAACUAAUGUGGGGUCAGACACUGGUGGGUGCCAUUCACGUGUUUGCCCUCUCUGGCAGACCCAACCCGCAGGAGUUUUCUGCCCUCACAGUACAUGCUGCCCAACUGCCCAGCCAUACUGCCCUCUACUGGUAGCCAGCCUGCACGGAGGGGUGAAGGGUGGUUUGAUCGUAAAAAUCUUUUGAUCCAAGGAAUUAGAGCUACCCCUCUUGUGAUGUUUAUCUGCCUUUAUGCUAUAACUUUUUCCACGUAACGAAUAUUGUUUCAGUAAAAUUAUUUUAAGAUAACAGUAAUAUCAGGGGUUGGCUCUGUGAGCAUGAAUUAGUGUGUAAAAGGCUGUUUGCAAUUUAUUGGACAAGUUAUGUUGAUGAAUAGUGACAGAAGAAAACGGUUGUGGAAGGUGUAACAAUUGGAAUCACAUGCAGUACCCCCUUAAGGGUAGGACCAAAGUUUGGAUAUACAGGUAAACUCCAGGAACAUCAGUGGCGUCCCUUUGUCUCUUGUGUUCCUGAUGCUAGAAACGCCAACCUCAGUUUACCUACACAUCAUAUUCCUGGGCAAAGCCUGAAUGCAAAAAAUGACUUGUAUGAUAACAGUAAGUGGCUUAAUUGGUAGCAGCCUCAGUUCUCACACUGAGGGACUGAAGUUCGAUUUCCAAUGUGAGUGAAAACUUUGGGCAUGUUUCCUUAAACCAGCUGUCCAUCUUCACAUAUCAGUA
Molecule: messenger RNA, 1826 nt
Organism: Cherax quadricarinatus
Lineage: Eukaryota; Metazoa; Arthropoda; Malacostraca; Decapoda; Parastacidae
Source: RefSeq, a predicted model, not a curated record